AUGAUUGACAAGAAGAUGAGAUCUAAAUCCAUUGUUUGUCUCCUAGUGAGACCACCACUACACAUGGUUCUCUUCCUCCUCCUCUAUGUUCUCUCCCUCUCCUUCUUCUUUCUCACAGUUACAGAAGCUGUCUGUAAUCCACAAGAACGAGAAUCUCUCCUUUGGUUCUCCGGAAACGUAUCAUCUCCACUCUCUCCUUUGCAUUGGAAUUCAUCUACUGAUUGUUGCUCCUGGGAAGGAAUCUCCUGCGAUGACUCUCCAGAAACUCGAGUCACUUCGAUUUCCUUGUCCUCUAAAGGACUCUCCGGCAAUCUCCCGCCCUCUGGCUUAAACCUCCGCCGUCUCUCUCGCCUUGACCUUUCUCAUAACCGUCUCUCUGGUCCUCUCCCACAAGGUUUCCUCUCCGCCCUUGAUCAGCUCUUGUUUCUUGAUCUCAGUUACAACACUUUCAACGGCGAAUUGCCGCCACUUGAACAACCAUCUGGCAAUGGAAGCAACCGAACCUUACCAAUUCAGACCGUUGAUCUCUCCAGCAAUCUUCUCCAAGGCGACAUCCUCGGUGGCUCUGUUUUUCUUCAGGGUGCUUUCAAUCUAACCAGUUUCAACGUCAGCAACAACAGCUUCACCGGUCCAAUACCUUCUUUCAUCUGCACAACUUCACCACAACUCACCAAACUGGACUUCUCAUACAACAAAUUCACAGGGCUUAUCACUGGAGCAAUCGGCAGAUGUUUGAGGCUAAGUGUUCUUCGAGCAGGCUUCAACAACCUCUCCGGUGAAACUCCAAAAGAAAUCUACAAUCUCUCUGACCUCGAGCAACUCUACUUACCAGCCAAUCAUCUUACUGGAAAGAUUGAUGAAGGAAUCACUCGUCUCACUAAGCUGACAUUCCUUGAGCUUUACUCUAACCACCUCGAAGGAGAGAUACCAAUGGAUAUAGGUAAGCUUUUCAACCUGCAAAGCCUCCAGCUUCAUGUCAACAACCUCACAGGCUCUGUUCCGGUUUCUCUCUCCAACUGCACAAAACUUGUGAAGCUGAUUCUACGUGUUAAUCGUCUGGGAGGAACCUUAUCGGCGAUAGACUUCUCCCGUUUUCAGAGCCUCAGCGUUCUUGACCUCGGAAACAAUAGCUUCACCGGCGAUUUCCCCUCCACGGUCUACUCCUGCAAGAAGCUGACUGCAAUGAGGUUCGCAGGCAACAAGUUAUCCGGAGAGAUAUCUCCUAAAGUGCUGGAAUUGGAGUCUCUCUCGUUCUUCACAUUCUCAGACAACAAAAUGACGAACAUCACAGGCGCUCUCAGCAUUCUGCAAGGAUGCAAGAAGCUCUCUACUCUCAUCAUUGCAAAGAACUUUUACGAUGAAACCAUACCAAGCAACGAAGACUUUCUCGCCUCAGAUGGAUUUCCGAAUCUCCAAAUCUUCGGUACUGGUGGAUCAAGAUUGAAAGGUCAAAUACCAGCUUGGCUGAUCAAGCUCAAGAAAGUAGAGCUUAUGGACCUGUCACUAAACCGACUCGAAGGGCCUAUUCCCGGUUGGCUAGGAACUCUUCCAAACCUUUUCUACUUGGAUCUUUCUGAUAACCUUCUCACAGGAGAGAUUCCAAAGGAACUGUUUCAGCUGAGGGCUCUCAUGUCUCAAAAGGCGUACGAUGCAACAGAGCGGAGCUAUCUAGAGCUCCCGGUUUUCGUCAGUCCCAAUAACGUCACCAUCAAACAGCAAUACAACCAGCUUUCUAGCCUCCCACCUGCGAUAUACCUCAAAAAGAAUGGUUUAACCGGGAGUAUACCGGUCGAGGUUGGACAGCUAAAGGUUCUCCAUGACCUGGAGUUUUCAGUGAACAGUUUGUCUGGUAGUAUCCCGGAUGAGUUGUCAAACCUCACAAACUUGGAGAGGCUUGACCUGUCCAACAACAGUCUCUCCGGUAGAAUCCCUUGGUCGCUCACAGGACUCAACUUCAUGUCCUAUUUCAACGUUGCCAACAACACUCUCAGUGGACCAAUACCCACAGGAAGUCAGUUUGAUACUUUCCCAAAAACAUAUUUUGAAGGAAACCCUUUGCUGUGCGGUGGUGUGCUUCUAACCUCCUGCAAUCCAACACAGCCUUCUUCUACAAAGACGGAGAAGGGAAAGGUCAACAGACCGCUUGUUCUGGGGCUUGUCGUUGGGACCUUCUUCGGCGUCAGUUUGAUUCUGGUGCUGGUUGCUCUGUGGGUGAUGUCCAAGAGGAGAGUCAAUCCAGGAGACUCUGAGAACGCCGAGCUGGAGAUAAACUCCAACGGCUCGUAUUCUCAAGUCGGUCCAGGCUCGGAGAAAGACAUCAGCCUCGUGCUCUUGUUUGGGAACAGUAGAUAUGAAGUGAAAGACCUGACGAUAUUCGAGCUCUUGAAGGCUACCAACAACUUCAGCCAAGCGAAUAUAAUCGGCUGUGGCGGGUUUGGCCUUGUCUACAAGGCGAUCUUGGACAAUGGCACGAAGCUAGCGGUCAAGAAACUCACAGGAGACUGUGGCAUGAUGGAGAAAGAAUUCAAAGCAGAGGUUGAAGUUCUCUCCAGGGCCAAACAUGAGAACCUCGUCGCUCUACAAGGCUACUGCGUCCAUGACAGUGCUCGGAUACUUAUCUACACGUUUAUGGAGAACGGAAGUCUUGACUACUGGCUUCACGAGAACCCCGAAGGUCCAGCUCAGCUGGAUUGGCCAAAGAGACUUCACAUUAUUAGAGGAGCGAGUUUUGGACUCGCCUACAUGCACCAGGUUUGCGAGCCGCACAUAGUACACAGAGACAUCAAGUCAAGCAACAUCCUUUUAGAUGGGAACUUCAAAGCCUACCUCGCGGAUUUCGGUUUGUCAAGACUGAUACUUCCGUAUCGCACUCAUGUCACAACUGAGCUUGUGGGGACAUUGGGUUACAUUCCUCCAGAGUAUGGACAAGCUUGGGUGGCUACUUUGAGAGGCGACGUGUACAGUUUCGGUGUCGUCAUGCUCGAGCUGCUCACUGGGAAGAGGCCAAUGGAGGUUUUCAGGCCAAAGAUGUCGAGAGAGUUGGUUGCUUGGGUGCAUCAGAUGAGAAGAGAAGGGAAGCCAGAAGAAGUGUUUGAUUCGUUGCUGAGAGAGAGUGGUUACCAAGGAGAGAUGCUCCGUGUGCUUGACAUAGCCUGCAUGUGUGUGAAUCAGAAUCCAAUGAAAAGACCAAAUAUACAGCAAGUUGUUGACUGGCUCAAAGAUAUCGACGCAGAGAACACAAACGUAAGUAACAGAGAAGAAGAAGCUGAAGAAGAGACGUAA
Messenger RNA from Microthlaspi erraticum, 3282 nucleotides. Lineage: Eukaryota; Viridiplantae; Streptophyta; Magnoliopsida; Brassicales; Brassicaceae. The record is from the annotation of a GenBank genome assembly.